AAGCAAAAUACAUGGAUCUGGAAGACCAACCAGAACCAGACCAGACAGGAGACUCAGACUUCUACUUCAAGUCUUCACUCUUCAAUUUCCCUUACAUUCAUUCAACUAAUCUCCUAAUUCCAAAUCCAAAUCCAAAUCAUUUCCCAUUUCUACUACACUCACUCAAAACCCCACAACCUGGGUUAAUUAGCAUCAUCAUUCAAACAGCAAAAAACGCUACCUUAAUCUGUGUCUGAUCCAGGUAUUCUCUGAAACUGUGAUCUGGGGUUGAUUUAUGUACUGCUACCAUGUUGGUAUUCAUGGAUGUAAUGAAACCCAAUAUGGAUUUUGACAAGAAAAGCAACUGGGUAUUCUAGUUUACUGAAUUUAUAGAGGAAAGUUACGAACUUUUUUCAGUUGGAAUCAUGAAGUUUCCUUUUUCAGCUUUUGCUCUUUGGUUUGUUUGUGACCUGUUGAUGGUCAUUGUUGUUGCAAAUUCACAUUUUCCGGAGGGGAUGAGUCAAUUUGAUAGAAACUCUCAUGUAACGUAUAGCUAUGACCGAAUCGGUGAGGUUCAGAAACAAUGUGCUUCUGUCUUAUCUGCUUCAUCUGAAUUGAGAUCUGAGUAUGGUGGGGUUACUGGUAUGAAGGGAGAGCUUUCUUUUGUGAAUGGGGAUUGGAUGCAGGAUGAGGGUAAGUUUCCCAUAAUGCCGUUUGAUGCUCGGAAAUCUCCAGCGUUCGUGUCUGAAGAUCAUACUCCAUUGAAGUUGGCAUCUUUUUGGGUAACCGAUGUUGAUCAUGCCCAUCGAUUGAAGAAGUUGGUCCCGGUCAAUGGUUUCAUGGUGGUGGGAAUCACUAAAGAUGGUAAUUUUGAGGAUAAUGUCAAUUCAUUUGAUGGGAAUCCUGAUUUUCGGUUAUGGCCUGGCCAUUCUCAGCUUUCAAUUUCCUUUCAAGGGGUUUACACUGAAUCGAAGAAAAAUGGCGGGGAAAGGGUGUUGUGUUUGCUAGGGAGCACAAUGCUCCCAACUCGAGAGGCUGAUCCUGCCAAUCCGUGGGAAUGGAUGAAGACUCCUGGUGAGAUACCUCUGUCGGAAGAUGAUCAAAUUCUUCUAGUUCUUCGUUAUCCCUUGACAUUCACAUUGACAAAUAGGACAAUCAGUGGAGAGUUAAGGAGUUUGAACCGUGAAUCAAAUUCUAAACACUUUGAUGUGGUUCACAUCUCGUCGCAGUUAGGCAAGUUAGCAAAGUACACAUUUGGCUCACAACAUAUGGUAUCCAAAGCAUGCAGUCCAUACCCAUAUAAAGAUAACCUGACGAAUGAGUUCAUUAGUGCCUACAAAGGGGCAAGGUUUUGUGAAAUUCUUGAAGAAAUUACUAGAGAGAAACCUUUUUCUGUUGUGCCAAACUGGAGAUGCAAUGGCACAGAUGAUUUCUGCAGUAAAUUAGGACCUUCUUUGUCUGACAAGGAAAUCAAAUCAACAGAUGGAGGCUUUCAAGAUGUUAAACUUUACAUGCAGGAUAUUAUCUGCGCCCAAGCAGCUAGUAAUAGUAAUUCUGGUUCUUCUGCCAGGGUAUCUUCUGUUUUUAGAGCAGUUUCUCCAUCAGAGAAUCAGUACACUGCAGCAAAGAGAUCCGGGCCCAAUAACCUGUCGCUUGCCACCGAAGGGAUCUGGAAAUCUUCUAGUGGGCAGCUUUGCAUGGUUGGUUGCCUUGGCUUUGUUGAUGCCAAAGGGAGUAACUGUAAUACACGGAUUUGUUUGUAUAUACCUACUACUUUUUCCAUGAAGCAACGCAGUAUUAUUUUGGGAACUUUGUCUCCCAUUAAUAACAGUAGUUCCUUCUUUCCUCUAUCAUUUGAGCAGCUUGUUCUACCUGCAGAGCUCUGGAAUUAUUUCAGGUUCACUCAUCCAAAUUACAGUUACUCGAAAAUUGACUUGGCUGGCACUGUCCUGGAAAAAAAUGAGCCCUUCACUUUCAGGACUGUCAUCAAGAAAUCAUUGCUAACAUUCCCCAAACUUGAAGAUAGUGAAGCAUUCCAAGAUAGUCUGUCCCUUCUUUCAGAAGAUCUCACUUUUCACGUCCCAGGUUUUCCUGAUCCUAUGCCUAAUGUUCUGGCCCCCAGAGUUGACAUUCAGAUGGAGAUUCUCUCCAUUGGUCCCUUGUUUGGCCGCUAUUGGUAUGCUCAAAAUGGUUCGAAUGGGGAACAGGAAGCACCAUAUCAUGCAAAUGCUGCUGAAUAUACAGAAAAACAACUUCUUUUAAAUGUAUCCGCACAACUCAGUCUUACUGGUAAAGGCUAUAAUAAUUAUUCUGUACUUUAUCUGGAAGGACUUUAUGACCCACAUGUUGGAAAGAUGUAUCUAAUUGGUUGCAGAGAUGUGCGAGCAUCGUGGAAGGUCUUGUAUCAGAGCUAUGAUCUUGAGGCUGGAAUGGACUGUUUGAUUGAGGUGGUUGUCGCUUAUCCUCCGACUACAGCUCGGUGGCUAGUCAAUCCCACUGCUACAAUUUCUAUAGAAAGUCAAAGGACUGAUGAUGACACUCUUAAAUUUAAUACAAUAAAGCUCCAAACCUUUCCAAUUAUAUACAGGAAGCAACGCGAGGAUGUCCUCUCAGAAAGAGGUGUUGAAGGGAUUCUUCGAAUCUUGACACUUUCAUUGGCAGUUGGUUGCAUUUUAAGCCAACUGUUCUAUAUAAAGCAAAAUGUGGAUUCUCUUCCAUAUAUAUCUCUUGUUGUGCUAGGUGUUCAAGCUCUUGGGUAUAGCAUUCCUCUGGUCACAGGUGCAGAAGCUCUUUUCAAGAAAAUGGUUUCUGAAUCUAAUGGUGUAUCAUCUGGAGAAUUAGACAGCAAGUGGUUCCAUGUCAUUGAUUACACGGUGAAACUGCUAUUGAUUGUAUCAUUGCUGCUAACUCUGCGGCUUUUUCAGAAGGUGUGGAAGUCUCGCAUCAGAUUGCAAACGCGUACUACUCAUGAGCCACUUUGUGUCCCUAGUGAUAAAUGGGUGUUUCUCUGUACCUUCACCGUACAUCUGGUUGGGUUUGUACUUGUUCUAUUAAUUCAUAGCACAAAAACAAGUCCGACGUCUGUUAGAACAAAGGCAUUUGGGACAGAAAGAGAAAAUUCUCAUUCAGCGCCGGAUUGGGCAACAGAAUUGGAAGAAUAUUCAGGUCUUGUCCAAGACUUUUUCCUGUUUCCUCAAGUUAUUGGGAAUUUAAUCUGGCAUAUCAAUUGCAAACCACUCAGAAAGCUAUAUUUUGUUGGAAUCAGUUUUGUCAGACUGCUUCCUCAUGCAUAUGAUUACAUUCGAGCUCCAGUUCCAAAUCCUUACUUUUCUGAGGACUCUGAAUUUGUCAAUCCAAGUUUUGAUUUUUACUCAAAAUUUGGAGAUAUUGCCAUUCCUAUGAUUGCAAUUAUUCUUGCACUUAUGGUCUAUGCUCAACAAAGAUGGAGCUAUGAGAAGCUGAGUCAGAUUCUAACAUUUGGGCAGUAUAAGCUUCUGCCGACUUUCAGAUAUGAGAGGUUGCCUUCUAACUCUGUUGAAACUGAACUAGUUCCUGGUAUCAAUGGUGGUGCUGCAAAUGAGAAAGAGCAAGUUGAUGUAGAAUAGUGUUGACACUUGCAUUUCUGACAAAAGUUGUAUACGUACAUGAAAAGUAGGUACAAGUUUGGGUGGAUGUAUUUUGUAUGAGAGAUUGAGUUACAUACAGAAUAAUCAAAUGAAUUGUGGUUUUACUCUGCAA
Lotus japonicus is the source of this 3717-nucleotide messenger RNA. RefSeq lists its product as uncharacterized. The record is from RefSeq and is a predicted model, not a curated record. Gene Ontology annotation, cellular component: intracellular membrane-bounded organelle. NCBI's taxonomy places the organism in Eukaryota, Viridiplantae, Streptophyta, Magnoliopsida, Fabales, Fabaceae. The coding region runs from base 405 to 3584 and encodes 1059 amino acids. The transcript has 2 exons.